AUGAGGAAUAUCAAUUUGAUUCGGUAUAGUUACGGAAUCUCAACUGAUACAAUUAACGGCAUCAAAACGGCAAUUGAAAACAAUAAAGGAGAAGGUGAGUCAAUUGAAACGGAGACAAUUAAUACUCCUUCAGUUAUUCCUACUACUGCAGCUCCUACUGAAGCGCCUACGACUCAGGUUCCUACUACCGAAGUUCCUACUGAAGCGCCUACGACUCAGGUUCCUACUACCGAAGUUCCUACUGAAGCGCCUACGACUCAGGUUCCUACUACCGAAGUUCCUACUGAGGUACCCACUACCGAAGCUCCUUCUACUGAGGUUCCUACUGAGGUACCCACUACCGAAGCUCCUACCGAAGCUCCUUCUACUGAGGUGCCUUCUACUGAGGUGCCUACUGAAGCUCCUUCUACCGAAGCUCCUUCUACCGAAGCUCCUUCUACCGAAACUCCUUCUACCGAAGCUCCUUCUACCGAAGCUCCUUCUACCGAAGCUCCUACCGAAGCUCCUACCGAAGCUCCUUCUACCGAAGCUCCUUCAACUGAGGUCCCCACUACUGUUGCUCCUACCGAAGCUCCGACUACUGAGGUGCCUACCGAAGCUCCUACUGACGAGGUACCUACGACUGAGGUGCCUACCGAAGCUCCUUCUACUGAAGUACCCACUACUGUUGCUCCUACCGAAGCUCCGACUACUGAGGCGCCUACCGAAGCUCCUACCGAAGCUCCUUCUACUGAGGUGCCUACCGAAGCUCCUUCUACCGAAGCUCCUACCGAAGCUCCUACUACUGAGGUGCCUACCGAAGCUCCUACUGACGAGGUACCUACGACUGAGGUGCCUACCGAAGCUCCUUCUACUGAGGUGCCUACUGCUUCUCCUACUACCGAAGUUCCUACUGAGGAAGUACCCACUACCGAAGCUCCUUCUACUGAGGUGCCUACCGAAGCGCCUACUGAGGAAGUACCCACGACUGAGCUGCCUACAACUCAAUCUCCCACUACUGAGGCUCCUACAACUCAAUCUCCCACUACUGAGGCUCCUACGACUCUGCCUCCCACUGAGGCUCCUACCACUUUGCCUCCUAUUGAAUGUGGCGAGAGACAGUUCGCGGUUACGGUUACCCGUACUUGUGGAAAGUUUGGAUCUGAAGAAUCGGUCAGCAUUUAUGAAGGAACUAUUUUAUCUGGUAGUCGCGUUUAUCAGGAGACUACUUGUACUGCUGGUACCUUCUAUUUCUGCAUGAGACCUAUGCAGCACACGAUUGUGUUGACGGAUAGUGCUCGCGAUGGUUGGGAUAUUAGCUCGUCUAUUGUAUUGAAGAGUGGAGGUAUGUCUCUUUCUUACACUUUGGACACUGGAAGUUCUGUUACUUAUUCAUUCAAUCUGACUCCUUCUGGGGUUCCUACUGAACUUCCUCCUACUGCUGGUCCUACGACUGCUACUCCCACUACUGAGGUGCCUCCUACUGAGUCUCCUACGACUGUUACUCCUACUGAGGCUCCUACGACUCAAUCUCCCACGACUCUGCCUCCCACUGAGGCUCCUACCACUUUGCCUCCUAUUGAAUGUGGCGAGAGACAGUUCGCGGUUACGGUUACCCGUACUUGUGGAAAGUUUGGAUCUGAAGAAUCGGUCAGCAUUUAUGAAGGAACUAUUUUAUCUGGUAGUCGCGUUUAUCAGGAAACUACUUGUACUGCUGGUACCUUCUAUUUCUGCAUGAGACCUAUGCAGCACACGAUUGUGUUGACGGAUAGUGCUCGCGAUGGUUGGGAUAUUAGCUCGUCUAUUGUAUUGAAGAGUGGAGGUAUGUCUCUUUCUUACACUUUGGACACUGGAAGUUCUGUUACUUAUUCAUUCAAUCUGACUCCUUCUGGGGUUCCUACUGAACUUCCUCCUACUGCUGGUCCUACGACUGCUACUCCCACUACUGAGGUGCCUCCUACUGAGUCUCCUACGACUGUUACUCCUACUGAGGCUCCUACGACUGUUGCUCCUACGACUCUUCCUCCCACUGAGGCUCCUACCACUUUGCCUCCUAUUGAAUGUGGCGAGAGACAGUUCGCGGUUACGGUUACCCGUACUUGUGGAAAGUUUGGAUCUGAAGAAUCGGUCAGCAUUUAUGAAGGAACUAUUUUAUCUGGUAAUCCCGUUUAUCAGGAAACUACUUGUACUGCUGGUACCUUCUAUUUCUGCAUGAGACCUAUGCAGCACACGAUUGUGUUGACGGAUAGUGCUCGCGAUGGUUGGGAUAUUAGUUCGUCUAUUGUAUUGAAGAGUGGAGGUAUGUCUCUUUCUUACACUUUGGACACUGGAAGUUCUGUUACUUAUUCAUUCAAUCUGACUCCUUCUGGGGUUCCUACUGAAAUUCCCACUACUGCUGGUCCUACGACUGCUACUCCCACUACUGAGGUGCCUCCUACUGAGUCUCCUACGACUGUUACUCCUACUGAGGCUCCUACGACUGUUCCUCCUACUGAGGCUCCUACUACUCUGCCUCCUACUACUGAGGUACCUCCUACGACUGCUGCUCCCACUACUGCUGCUCCCACUACUCUUCCUCCCACUGAGGCUCCUACCACUUUGCCUCCUACUACUCUUCCUCCUACUGAACCGAUUCCUGAGUGCGGAGAGGACAAGCUGCUGCUCGAGAUUAUUCGUGUGUGUGGUACUUAUCCUAGCGAAGAGCGAGUGGAUAUUUAUCAGGGAACAGAUCGUCCUUUCACUGGUACUCCUCUGUACAGUGAGUCUGUAUGCACUGCUGGAACUCAUUAUGUAUGCAUCAACCGUGUUGCUCACACGAUUGAGCUGCGUGAUUCUGGCUAUGAUGGAUGGAAUGGUAAUUCGCAUGUUACUUUGAAGAGUGGUUACAUGUCUAUGACUUACACUUUGACUGCUGGAGGUUCAUAUGCUUAUCAUACCUUUGAUAUGACUCCUACUGAGGCUCCUACUGAACCUAUUCCCACUACUGCUCCCACUACUCCUGCUCCCACUACUCUUCCUCCCACUGAGGCUCCUACCACUUUGCCUCCUACUACUCUUCCUCCUACUGAACCGAUUCCUGAGUGUGGAGAGGACAAGCUGCUGCUCGAGAUUAUUCGUGUGUGUGGUACUUAUCCUGAAGAAGAACGAGUGGAUAUUUAUCAGGGAACAGAUCGUCCUUUCACUGGUACUCCUCUGUACAGUGAGUCUGUAUGCACUGCUGGAACUCAUUAUGUAUGCAUCAACCGUGUUGCUCACACGAUUGAGCUGCGUGAUUCUGGCUAUGAUGGAUGGAAUGGUAAUUCGCAUGUUACUUUGAAGAGUGGUUACAUGUCUAUGACUUACACUUUGACUGCUGGAGGUUCAUAUGCUUAUUACAAUUUUGAUAUGACUCCUACUGCUGGUCCUACUGAAUCUCUUCCUACUACUUUGCCUCCUACUGAACCUAUUCCCACUACUGCUGGUCCCACUGAGGCUCCUACCACUUUGCCUCCCACUACUCCUGCUCCUACUACUCUUCCUCCUACUGAACCGAUUCCUGAGUGUGGAGAGGACAAGCUGCUGCUCGAGAUUAUUCGUGUAUGUGGUACUUAUCCUGAAGAAGAACGAGUGGAUAUUUAUCAGGGAACAGAUCGUCCUUUCACUGGUACUCCUCUGUACAGUGAGUCUGUAUGCACUGCUGGAACUCAUUAUGUAUGCAUCAACCGUGUUGCUCACACGAUUGAGCUGCGUGAUUCUGGCUAUGAUGGAUGGACUGGCAACUCGCAUGUUACUUUGAAGAGUGGUUACAUGUCUAUGACUUACACUUUGACUGCUGGAGGUUCAUAUGCUUAUCAUACCUUUGAUAUGACUCCUACUGAGGCUCCUACUGAACCUAUUCCCACUACUGCUCCCACUACUGCUGCUCCCACUACUCUUCCUCCCACUGAGGCUCCUACCACUUUGCCUCCUACUACUCUUCCUCCUACUGAACCGAUUCCUGAGUGCGGAGAGGACAAGCUGCUGCUCGAGAUUAUUCGUGUGUGUGGUACUUAUCCUGAAGAAGAACGAGUGGAUAUUUAUCAGGGAACAGAUCGUCCUUUCACGGGCAGUCCUCUGUACAGUGAGUCUGUAUGCACUGCUGGAACUCAUUAUGUAUGCAUCAACCGUGUUGCUCACACGAUUGAGCUGCGUGAUUCUGGCUAUGAUGGAUGGACUGGCAACUCGCAUGUUACUUUGAAGAGUGGUUACAUGUCUAUGACUUACACUUUGACUGCUGGAGGUUCAUAUGCUUAUCAUACCUUUGAUAUGACUCCUACUGCUGGUCCUACUGAACCUAUUCCCACUACUGCUCCCACUACUCCUGCUCCCACUACUCUUCCUCCCACUGAGGCUCCUACCACUUUGCCUCCUACUACUCUUCCUCCUACUGAACCGAUUCCUGAGUGCGGAGAGGACAAGCUGCUGCUCGAGAUUAUUCGUGUGUGUGGUACUUAUCCUGAAGAAGAACGAGUGGAUAUUUAUCAGGGAACAGAUCGUCCUUUCACUGGUACUCCUCUGUACAGUGAGUCUGUAUGCACUGCUGGAACUCAUUAUGUAUGCAUCAACCGUGUUGCUCACACGAUUGAGCUGCGUGAUUCUGGCUAUGAUGGAUGGAAUGGUAAUUCGCAUGUUACUUUGAAGAGUGGUUACAUGUCUAUGACUUACACUUUGACUGCUGGAGGUUCAUAUGCUUAUCAUACCUUUGAUAUGACUCCUACUGAGGCUCCUGUUUCUCGCUCGGUUGCUGCCUCCCAAGCCACUGCUUCAUCUGUCAAUUUCAUUCCUCAAUGUGCUGAGGAUCAAUCUUUGCUGGAGAUUGUUCGCACUUGUGGAGUGAAUAGCAGCGAAGAAUCCUUCGAUAUCUAUUAUGGAAUGGAGCCUUCGAGUUCAACCGAAGUAUUUAGUCAGAGUUCUUGCAUUGCUGGAACAUAUUAUACAUGCAUUAGUCCUGUUGAACACACUUUAGUAAUGCGGGAUACAGGUCUGAAUGGCUGGUCUUCGGGCUCUCUUUUGAUUCUGAAGAGUGGAAAGGUUUCCUUGGCUUAUGCUAUGGAAAGUGGAAACGCCAUUGCUCACAAGGUCUUCAAUUUCGGUUCUGCAGUUGAUCAAACUUCUGGUGACAUCAUGAUGUCCGAAGACCGAAUGAAAGUCACAUUGAUUCGUUCAUGUGGCAACUCGUCUGAUUCUGAAGGAUUUGCGAUCUAUGAAGGUGCCUCGCGUGAUCGCGCCAUCUACCGCCAGACUCACUGCAUUGCCGGUGUGGUGAAUCUGUUCCUUUCUCGAGGUAUUUACACGAUUGUGAUGACGGAAGCGAAUGGAGAGGCUUGGGAACAGAAUUCGGUGGUUCGUAUUUUCAAGAAUGGUCUGCUUGGAUCGUACAGAAAGACGGUGGUGGGUGCUGAAGAAUCGAAGCACUUCGAGUGUGUUGCGGAGCUCACAACCUCGGAACAAUCGCUGGUUGGAAGUGGAGUGGCUCAAUCGAGCAAGGCGAGCAUGACUGGUUACUCGGUUGAGAACCUGUUCGAUAACUCGGUUUCUACCAAAUAUCGCGUCGCUGUGACGAGCUCGGAUUUCCCUGUGGAAGUGACCUACACGUUCCCUGAUGGCAAUGAAUACACGAUGAACAAGUAUGUGCUCACCAACGGCGAUUCGACGGCUGCUGCUUGCAACACGUGGAAGAUCUUCGGUAGAAAGAACGAAGAUAGCAACGAAUGGGUGAUGCUGGAUAGCCAGGAUAGUGUGGAAUGGAGCGAAGGCAAUCAGUCGCUGAGCUUCACUGUGAACAAUGCAAGUGCUUUCAAUGCUUACAUGUUCCAGUGCAGCGCGGUUGUGAAUAUCGAUGACGAGAAUAACGGAAGUCAGUUGGAAAUGGCGGAAUGGAAGUUGAUCCAAGCUUAA
Blastocystis hominis is the source of this 5895-nucleotide messenger RNA. RefSeq lists its product as hypothetical. Bases 1 to 5895 code for a protein of 1964 amino acids. The record is from RefSeq and is a predicted model, not a curated record. The transcript has a single exon. NCBI's taxonomy places the organism in Eukaryota, Bigyra, Opalinata, Blastocystidae.